AGGAGCGCUGGUUUCAUUUGUGUGUGGCUGAAGAAGCCGUCGGCUGAGGAGGGCUCGGACUCUUUCUACGGAACCGGUUCAAAAGCAAGACCGGAAAGACAACAAAUCCUCUCCGACAGGGACCGGCCAUGGAUAACAGCAAGAGGACGGUGGUCGUUACAGGUUUUGGUCCAUUUGGAGAGCACACAGUAAACCCCAGCUGGGUCGCAGUACAGGAGUUAAAGAAGCUUGGACUUGGAAGUGAAGUGGACCUGCAUGUAUCCGAGGUACCUGUGGAGUAUCAGACGGUCCAGAGUUUGGUUCCUUCAUUAUGGAAGCAGUAUCAUCCCCAGUUGGUCGUUCAUGUGGGAGUCUCGGGCAUGGCCACCACUGUAACUCUGGAGAAGUGUGGCAGGAAUCACGGCUAUAAAGGCCUGGACAACAGCAGCUUUUGUCCCGACUCGCAGUGUUGCGUGGUGGGAGGUCCGGACUGUAUCGACUCAGUUAUUGACAUGGAAUCAGUCUGUAAGAGAGUGACCGCCUCGGGGCUCGGAGUAGCUGUGUCCGUCUCUAAAGAUGCUGGAAGGUAUCUCUGUGACUUCACCUACUACACGUCUCUGUACCUGAGCCACGGCCGCUCCGCCUUCGUUCACGUGCCUCCUCUCGGAAAGCCUUACAGCGGGGAGGACCUGGGCCGCGCGCUGAAGGCUAUCAUCCAGGAGAUGCUGGAGCUCUUGGACCAGGCUGAGGAGAAGAUCCACUGCCAGCAGCACUUCCACUAAGUGACCUCCAGAUGCCAACCAGCCUCUCCAGCCUUCGCCACACAGAAGAACUUGCACUUGACCAUAAGUAGCCAAAACCUCUUGUUUGUUUUGUCGUGGACGAAACAUGAAAACUUCCUCAUUUACGAUCAGCUUUUGUUUGUGUUUGUCUUACGUGUUUGUUUCAUUCGUUGCUUCGCCUCAUUACGUCGUGUUUUGUAUCCCGGUGGUGUGAAUAUAGAGGGUUAGAUUAAAACUCUCAGUCCCUUUGUAACAUAAGAUGUUGUCCAACCUCAGAGGAAGAUCAAAUAUUCUGACCUCUUAGUAAAACGUUCAUGAAGACUCACGGACACAAGUGCUUUAUAAACAAUGAAUCUGUGGCAGAAUACUGCAACCUUGAAUCCAGAUGUGACUCCUAUGAAGGCACCUUAUAGGGGGUAGGGUUAUUAGACGGUUGUAGAAGUCACAUUCUGGGAAACGGUUGUGUGCAGUUUUUAACUCAAAGGAUUAAUGUACACGAUACAUUACGCUACUCGCUCGUUUCCUUUUUAACCGUUCUGUUUCACACUUGAUGUUGAAUUGUUUCUUUAAGUCUUUUUUUCUUUAUAAGAAGUUGUAAACUUGCCUUCUUUUACCAAGGUUACUUUAAUCAGGGAACGGGUUGGUUCCAGCUCUUCUUUCCCCGGCCCAAUUCUGACAGGACAAACCCUCAAACCCUCCGUCCUGAGGUCUGUCACCAGGAUGUGCAAUGUUAUUUUAACAGAUCUCAGGUUCGGGGAUUUUAAAUUUAGGGUUACAGAUUCUUAUUAGGGCUGCACUUUUUAUUUUACUGACAGCUGAGUUACCUCUUCUUAACCUAAAUGAUGUAUCCGUUGAUAUUCUUUUGAAGUGAACCAGUGGUAGAUAUUUUCCCUCUUGUGAAAAUGUGCUUCUCCUUUGAGGGGAGUGAAUCCUCCUCGUUAGGGGUGUAACGAUUCUUUGUAACAACGAUUCGAUUCGUAUCAUGAUUCGUGGUUGCCGAUAUUGGUUCAUUUAGAACAAUAGGAUCCGAAACAGUUCAGUGACUUGAAAUCGAUUCAGUAACUUUUUCUUUCUUUCACAAUUCUUUUUAUUGAUUUUGAUGUUACAGUGCAUGUAAGCUGGACAGUGUAAAAAAGGAGGUACAAAGAAUCUGUGCACAAAUGACAGCAUUUCAAUGCAACACAUUACAGCAAAUUUUACUGGCCUAUUCACGACCAUGACCCCAAGCCCCUCCCACCCGAACCUCACAUUACUUACAUAAGGCAACAAAGACAAAAACAAAAACAAACACAAAAAAAUAAUAAUAAUAAAAAAAAAAAUUUAAAAAACCCCACACAAAACAGACAGACCAAAUUAGGGAAGAUAAAGAUUCAGUAACUUUUCAGCCAAAAAUUCAACCAGUGUGACUUUGACAUAAAUCCCUUGAUACUGGACAGUCCUAGAGUCCUGUUGUUUCUUGUAAGGGAAUCAAGUAUAAAUUAAUUAUAGAUAUAAACGUGUGAAAUUCCAUGGCGCCUCAGUAGGUGGUUGGAUAGAUUCGUUGUGUUGCCGUAGGGCUGGGCGAAAUGGUCUAGGAAUAAAAUCCCCAUUUUUUUUUACAAAAAACUCAAUUUACGAUUUUAAUCUAUUUUGUGUUUUUCUCCUGAAAAAAAGAAAACUACAAAUGACUAACAACAAGUUUUGAUUUAAUUUUAUCAAUAGAAUUUGACAAAGGCAAACUGAAUUUCCCCUUAAAGGUACAGUGUGCAGUACAUAGUGACAGAACAGACAUGGUAGGAAUGGGACACAAUAUUCAUUGUACUGAUGUUCCUGUUUUGAUGGUAAAAACUUGACAAAUGGAGUAUCACACUUAUCAUUCAUCACAGGAACUUAUUUUCAUUAAAGGUGACAUAUCAUGCUUUUUUCAUCAACAUAUAUUGGUCUAAGAGGUCCCCAAAACAUGUCUUUAAAGUUUAUGCUCAAAAAAACACUUUGAAAUCAGAUUUUGGUCUGCCUGAAAAACCCUCUUUUUCAGCCCUGCUCAGAACAGUCUGUUUUCCCUCUGACCCCGCCCCCUCAGGAAGUGGGUGUGGCCUCGGCUCUCCAGCACGUUGAUCUAAUGUUUACAUGUUGGCUGAAUAUACACGGCUGCUCACAGACCCGCGUUACUUCAACCCUCUGAAUCUGAUCCAGAAUCUGAUCCUGACAGAGAGGCGCCUGCAGCAGGACCUUUCUGAACCAUUGGUCACAGAUUUAGUGUUUCUUGUUGUUUUAUUUGUCAGUAUGUCGACGUGUGUCUUGGUACACAGCUACGAACAUGUAGCUAUGUAGCUAUGCUAACUAGCGCUAGCACUUAUCCAUGAUAAAUAAAAAUCAUCCACUAGAUCUUCAAAUCUGCAGACGUGGGGAGUCAAACCGACCUUUGUGUUCAUUAAGACAGCCUACAACUAGCAUGCCUCCCUCCUAAGCUCCUUGUUAGCACACGUGUGUGCAGGGAAUGAAAAACGGAGGAGGGGUUGAGUUGUAUUUUAUACAGUCUAUGGGCUGAACAAGCUCCGAGCUCUGACUUCCUGUUACAGACCGAAUGGCGUUGUGACGUAUGAAAAACACUGAAAACUGAAACGGCUGGUUUCAGCACACAUUUACAGAAAGGUGGAGAAAUCAGAACAGGGGCAGAAUGGAUUCUUUUACUUUUCAGGGGGUUUGUAGACAGGGACACAUAUUUCAGGGAGAGAACCAUUAAAAAGUUGAUUUAGCAUGAUAUGUCACCUUUAAAGGCCAGUGUUGUUUCACUGGAGGAGUGGGCAGGGAAGCGUUUCAGUCUAAAAUCUGACUAUUAAGACAUUUCUAAAUAGUCUGAUGUCCACACACUACCUAAAAAAAAAAAAACAAAGUGCAAACUGUAAACUUUUCUUUAAAGGUGCAUUUUGUAGUUUCGCUAACAUUGAAUUCAAACACUAUCAUUUUGCGGCGGAGGUCAUGGAGAAAAUCUAGAUUUCCUUUUUUUUAAAUCGCCUGAAACCAAAAAUGCGAUUAAUCGAUUAAAUCGAUUUAUCGUACAGCCCUAGUUGCCGUGGUAACUUUACUUGACCUUUACAUAUCCUCCAAACAGCGAGCGACUUAUUUAGAACAUCUCCGUCUUUACAAAAGCCAAAGUGUUUCCACACGCUGGACCGCAAUGGUGGCUUGAUCAUUCCUCACUCGCCGGCUUCUCCUCUGCCGUCCGCCAUACUAUGUUUUAUUGUCUUGUGGCGCGUGGUGAUGACAUCACAGACAGGCAGCCUGAAUUAAGUAACGUUUAACGUCUUUAUCAUUAAAAGUGUAAAAAAAAAACACAUCCAUAUAAAGUCUGCCGUGCUUAGAUCCAAUGUGUUAUUUCCUAGUAUGGAUACAAUCGAUGUAUUACCUUUUAAAACGAUGUUAGAUCGAUAUAUGUCGUCCAGAAGGCCAACUUGCCGAGCACAGAUCGAUGUAGUCGGGUCAUAGGAAUAUAAACCGAUGCAUCGAUGUAGUAGAUGAAUCGUUACACCCCUACUCCUCGUUGGAUGGAAGCAUCAGAGUGUAAAGACACUCGCAUGUUUAUCUCUUCUUGUUUUACGUAGCCCUAAUUUGUACCCACGUCAAAAGCUUUCUCUCGUCCCUUCAUGAAAUCCAAUGUAGCUGCUUGUUUCAUUUGAGGAUUUGAUUUCAUGAAGUUGUACUCCCUUCGGUCAGAGUUGGGCCAUGACUUUCGUUCAUGUAGCACUUUCUUAUCCUUUUUUAUUUUAACUGUAUCCGGAAUAUGGACAGCAAUUUUAACUGUGAGAAUACCUGCAUUAUUUGACUUCCUUUUCAGUCACUUUAACACAAAUAUGUAGCUUUCCAAACAUGCACACAUCGGUUUUGAUUUCCCCUCCUCCCUAAUGAAUUAUAAAGAUGUAUGUGAGGUAAGCUCUUAGGUGAGAUGCUUUAUGUUCCUGAGCUUUGGUUUGUUCUGUCAUGUUAAACACACUGCAGGCGACCCCACAAACACAUCCCUUGUAGAGGUCUACUUUCUGCCUUAGCAUCCUGUGCCUUGCUGGUAUUUAAGUGUGUAAUAAAAGGCCUUAAAAGUGCUCAGCAGUUCAGUUCAAAGAUAUUUCACUGAUGCUGUCCAGUCAGAAAUGUGGCUACCUCAAUUUUAUGUUUUUUUUGUAUCUUGUUGUGUGCUCUGUUGUACAAUAACACAAUGGCUCUACAGAUGAAUGAUGACUUCUCUGUUUGGGGAAAGUCCUCUUCUGACUUUAACAAAGCGAUGUUACAAUAAGUCAUUUUUGGCUUUGAAGGAAGGAAAGGCUUUGAAAUAAAGAGAAUAACACAAUUUCA
This is a messenger RNA of Notolabrus celidotus (New Zealand spotty), 5084 nucleotides long. RefSeq names its product pyroglutamyl-peptidase 1-like. The coding region runs from base 129 to 761 and encodes 210 amino acids. Gene Ontology annotation, biological process: proteolysis. The transcript is spliced from 5 exons. Gene Ontology annotation, molecular function: pyroglutamyl-peptidase activity. Gene Ontology annotation, cellular component: cytosol. The record is from RefSeq and is a predicted model, not a curated record. Lineage: Eukaryota; Metazoa; Chordata; Actinopteri; Labriformes; Labridae.